Metarhizium acridum CQMa 102 is the source of this 1632-nucleotide messenger RNA. Lineage: Eukaryota; Fungi; Ascomycota; Sordariomycetes; Hypocreales; Clavicipitaceae. The record is from RefSeq and is a predicted model, not a curated record.
AUGGAAGCGAGGCCGCAUCACACCAUACACGCUGCAAUGCAAACAGCUGGUGUUAUCACUGAGAGCAAUCGUCUGAAGACGAGAACCAGAACAGGUUAUAGUAUGGGUGCUGAUUUCAUCGACCAGCAGUCUAACUUGGUCAUUUUUCCGUUUCAUAGAAAGCGACGCGUCAAAUGCGACGAAAGAAAACCAACUUGCUUCAAGUGCAUGUCUGCCGGAAAACCAUGCGAGGGAUAUGCCGCGGCAGUUCGAUUCGUCCAUAACCAGCGCCUUGUCCUCCAAGGAGAGAUACCCAGCCAAACUAGACACUUUGGAAUCGCUUUCAUGAGAUCCAUCUCGUCAGGCGUGGGGAGCACUCACAUGGAGCGGCAGUUUUUCUGCGCCUACAGACGGGCGACCGAAAACGGGGUUUCCAUGCACUCUUGCGGCGUGUCAUUCUGGACAACGCUUGCCCCCCAGCUUGGCCAUUGUAACGAGGCCGUUCAACAUGCUCUUAUAGCGCUAGGGGCGGCAUAUCACCUAUACAAGGUCAGCAAAGGAGCUUCCAGUCACCUGCAAGAUUCCUCUCCGGCUGUCGACACGCUGGAGCGCUUUACCUGGAGAGAGUACAACCUGGCGAUCGGGAACCUUCACAGACAUCUUGAUAAACCCGAGCCCGCAAGCAUUGCCUUUGUGCUCGUCUCUUGCCUGGCAUUCAUCUCCCUGGAGCUCCUUCGUGGCGAUCACUACACAGCGAUAGCGCACAUGCGCAACGGAAUACGCAUCCUCAUGCCGGCUCUGGACGUGCGCCGUCUCCGCAACGCUUCGUCAAGACGUCGGACAAGAGGCUCGUUGUUAUCCGACGCCGAUCUAUGGGACAUCACCACUCAAUUCCGGAAUCUCGAGUUUGCUCUUGGGGGCUUUUCUUCCGACAUCCCCUUGAUCCUGGGACAACAGCUCCGCGGCGACACACCCGACGCCCAGCCCAUCACCAGCGUGGCCCAAGGCUAUGACGCAAGAACAAAAUACGUGAACGAAGUCAUGGUUCGCUGCUGGGAGCUGCGUGGGCACAGAGGCAACCAGGCUUUCUGGGCGCAGCCGCAUAUGCAGCAAGAACUGAGCGCUCUUCGCCAACGGGGCGCAGCUAUAAUGUCUGCUCUUGAGCUGCUGUGGGCUGGGCCACAAGCACCUCCGAUUGGGACAUGGCUGUCAUACAGUAGCCAGAUGGACUGGCUCCUGGUGAAUAGUGCGAGAACCAUGGUACAGCUUGUGCCGUUCGGGAUUGAUUCCCACCUGAGGAUGGCCCAGGACCCCCGCUUCCAGGACGAACUUUCUCGGGGUGUCUCGUUUGCUGCAAAGAUGCUUCUUACACAUCAUCUGCAGGGGAAACCACCGUCAGAUUACACUCUUGAAACCGGCCUCAUUGCCCUCAUGUACUGGUCGUAUGUGUACAGCAUGAGACUGGAGACAAAGGAAGCGGCUUUGAGGAUUCUUCAGGAGUCAACCCAGAGAGAAGGGCCAUGGGAUGCCAGCCUUAGUCUAAGGUUCCUUUCUCAAGACACCAAACCGCGCCUUUUGAUUAGCUUUUGGAGGGAUCCGCAUACUAUUACGCACCCGGCUAUCCCGUGGCAAUUGAGAGUCGUCGAGCAUUAA